AUGAAUUACUCGGAUACGUCCAUUCCUACUUUCAUUGGGACAUUGACCUCCUUAAUUCACAUGGACCUCUCUUGGACUGGAUUCAUGGGGUCGAUUCCUCCUCAAAUUGGGAAUCUCUCCAACUUGGUGUAUCUUGAUCUGAGUAAUUAUUAUUACAAAGAAAAAGCUUUAUUUACUGAAAAUGUUGAUUGGCUAUCAAGUCUUUCAAAGCUUGAAUAUCUUGACUUGGGAGGUUCCAUUCCUGAUGGUAUUCGAAACCUCACACUUCUUCAAAAUCUUGAUUUGUCAGGCAAUCAAUUUGAUGGACCAAUUCCAACUUCUUUUGGUAAUUUGUCCAACUUAAGGGAGAUGUAUUUCUCAAAUCUGAAACUCAACCAAAAGGCUCUGACAAAUAAACUUGGAGAUUUUAAAAAUAUUGACACUCUAGAUUUUUAUGGCAACAAAAUUGGUGGCGACCUUCCAAGAUCACUGGGAAAACUUGUAUCAUUGAGAUCUCUUGAACUGUCCGAAAAUCUAUUUAGCGGAAAUCCAUUUGAAAGUCUUGGAUCACUCUCUAAAUUGUCAGCACUUUACAUUGAUCACAAUCGUUUUCAAGGAGUCGUCAAGGAAGAUGAUUUCGCAAAUCUUACCCGCUUGAAGUGGUUUGAUGCAUCAGGGAACAAUUUGACUUUAAAAGUGGGUCCCAGUUGGCAUCCUACUUUUCAGCUUUCCCAUUUGGAUAUGAGCUCCUGGCAGAAUCAACUUUCUGGGGAAAUCACUCCGACCAUGUCAAAUCUGAGCUUCCUGAGCAUGCUAGACUUAUCAUAUAAUAAUUUGAGGGCAAAAAUUCCAACAGGAACUCAACUGAAAACCUGUGAUGCCUCCAACUUCAUUGGCAACGACCUCUGCGGCCCACCACUGGCCAUCAAUUGCAGCUCCAACAAUUCCAUGCCAAUGGCCAUCAAUUGCAGCUCCAACAAUUCCAUGCCAAUGGCAAAGGGAGUGACAGGCAUGGAGUGGAGUGGUUUUUUGUGA
Sphenostylis stenocarpa is the source of this 1014-nucleotide messenger RNA. NCBI's taxonomy places the organism in Eukaryota, Viridiplantae, Streptophyta, Magnoliopsida, Fabales, Fabaceae. The record is from the annotation of a GenBank genome assembly.